Suncus etruscus (white-toothed pygmy shrew) is the source of this 7280-nucleotide messenger RNA. It is a transcript of the gene RBFOX2, whose product is annotated as RNA binding fox-1 homolog 2. The record is from RefSeq and is a predicted model, not a curated record. The coding region runs from base 119 to 1648 and encodes 509 amino acids. NCBI's taxonomy places the organism in Eukaryota, Metazoa, Chordata, Mammalia, Eulipotyphla, Soricidae. Gene Ontology annotation, cellular component: cytoplasm; nucleus. Gene Ontology annotation, biological process: regulation of alternative mRNA splicing, via spliceosome; nervous system development. The transcript is spliced from 15 exons. Gene Ontology annotation, molecular function: mRNA binding.
AGCGCGCGGCCGCCUGUCGCGACAGUCAGUCGGGCCCGGGGAGGCCCAGAGGAGGGAGGUGGCCUGUCGCGCGCGCGCGGGGCGUCGGGCUCCCGCCGGCCAAGGGGGGCGCGGGCGGAUGGCGGAAGGCGCCCAGCAGCAGCAGCAGCAGCAGCAGCAGCAGCAGCAGCAACCGCAGCAGCCACUGCAACCACUGCAACAGCCGCAGCAACCGCAGCAGCUGCAACAGCAGCAGCAGCAACAGCAGCAGCAGCAGCCGCAGCAGCUCGGGCCCGGCGCCGCUGCCCGGGGGAUGAAGCGGGAAUCGGAGCUGGAGCCUUCGGUGCCCGGAGGAGGAGGUGGAGGAGGAGGAGGAGGAGACGAAGCCGAGCCCGGCCUGAGCAAGCGGCCGCGCACCGAGGAGGCGGCGUUGGCCGACGGCGGCGGUGGGAUGCAGAACGAGCCUCUGACCCCAGGUUAUCAUGGAUUCCCAGCACGGGACAGCCAGGGUAACCAGGAGCCAACAACAACUCCUGACGCAAUGGUUCAGCCUUUUACAACCAUCCCAUUUCCACCGCCGCCACAGAAUGGAAUUCCCACAGAAUACGGAGUGCCACACACCCAGGACUACGCUGGCCAGACCAGUGAGCAUAACCUGACACUCUACGGAAGUACACAGGCCCAUGGAGAGCAGAGUAGCAACUCACCAAGCACACAGAACGGAUCUCUGACGCAGACAGAAGGGGGUGCGCAGACAGACGGCCAGCAGUCACAGACACAAAGUAGUGAAAAUUCAGAGAGUAAAUCAACCCCCAAAAGACUGCAUGUGUCCAAUAUUCCUUUCCGCUUCCGGGACCCCGACCUCCGGCAGAUGUUUGGGCAGUUUGGCAAAAUCCUAGAUGUAGAAAUAAUCUUUAAUGAACGUGGCUCUAAGGGAUUCGGGUUCGUAACUUUCGAGAAUAGUGCUGAUGCAGACAGGGCCAGGGAGAAAUUGCACGGCACCGUGGUAGAGGGCCGUAAAAUCGAGGUGAACAAUGCCACAGCGCGUGUAAUGACCAAUAAGAAGAUGGUCACACCAUAUGCAAAUGGUUGGAAAUUAAGCCCAGUUGUUGGAGCUGUAUAUGGCCCUGAGUUAUAUGCAGCAUCCAGCUUUCAAGCAGAUGUGUCUCUAGGCAACGAAGCGGCCGUGCCCCUGUCUGGAAGGGGGGGCAUCAACACGUACAUUCCUCUAAUCAGUCUCCCUUUAGUUCCUGGCUUCCCUUACCCAACUGCAGCCACCACGGCGGCCGCUUUCAGAGGCGCUCAUCUGAGGGGCAGAGGGCGGACAGUCUAUGGCGCAGUUCGAGCGGUACCUCCAACAGCCAUUCCUGCCUACCCAGGUGUGGUUUACCAGGACGGAUUUUACGGUGCUGACCUCUAUAUAGAAUCUGCAAACUGCUUCAGAUCAAACAGGGUGGAUAUGCAGCCUACAGAUAUGCACAGCCUGCUACUGCGACCGCAGCCACCGCUGCUGCCGCUGCCGCCGCCGCUUACAGCGACGGUUAUGGCAGGGUCUACACAGCCGACCCUUACCAUGCCCUUGCCCCUGCCGCUAGCUAUGGAGUUGGCGCUGUGGCGAGUUUAUACCGAGGUGGCUACAGCCGAUUUGCCCCCUACUGAAGUGACGUGAACCCCCUGCCAAUGGGACAGCCCCCCAGUUCAUGAGGCCUGGCUAUUGCAAUAUUUACGAGUAGAGGAACUCUAUAGCAAGAUGAAGAGGAAAAACAAAACAAAACAAAAACAAACAAAAAAACACUCAAAAAAAAGAGAGAAUACUUUUUUAUACCUCACUAUGUUCUUUGAAUAUGUAUUUUUUUCCUUUAAAUUUCUGCCUUUAAUUCUUUUGUUCCAAAGAUUGUGCAUUUUUUUUCUUUUUUUUUCUUUUUUUUUUAACUGUGGUAAAAAAAAAAUAAUGCAUUUCCAUGUCUGUAUGUUCGUGCUUAGCUUAUUCUAUCAAUCAUGGAAGAGGCAGUUAUGAGGAAGAAGAUUCUUUUAGGAGCCGAUGAAAGCAUCUGAUCAGAAGUCAGCAGACAGAAUUACCAAAGUGUGUCUAAUACUGAAUGACUGGGGGUCGGGCAGAAGUGAGAGAUCUUUCUGCCCACAGAAUAUUCUUCUAGUCUCUGAUUUUCUGGUCUGUGGCAGGAAUUCUGGUUGUUUGUGGCGGGGAUCCACACGCCAAGAGAUGAUAAGAACUUGUGCUUGCAACGCAGGAGAAUUGUUAGACAACCUUCCUCGCCUCUUUCCGCCCAUCUUCUCCAUCCUAAUUGCAAUCAGUCCUCUUUCAGGCCCAGCCUGAGACGUCUGCGCGCACGUGUGUUGUUUGGAAUGCAAGUACAAGCAUUGCCAAACCUCUCAGAACUGUGGGUGAUCAACACCUCAUUAGGAAGAUCUCAAAAUGAACUCUGGAGUAUGGGGGGGGAAAAUAUCAUUCUUUGCUUUCUUGUAUUCCCAGCAUUUCUGCUAGACUUCUUCCCUUUCCAUUGAACCACAGUUUAGCUCAUCUGUCCUUAGAUUAUUAACACCCUGCUCCCAUGUCCUCAAGAUUCAGGAAUUUUGGACCCAGGGACAGAAGAAUAAAUAGCCAGCAACUAGAUUUCCUCUCCCCACCCCCGGGCAACAUGGGCAUAGCCCGAGGGUUACAAGUGCAGGUUGUGAGCCUAGAGAGGCAGAGGAGAACAAGGGAUAUUUGAUGAAACCAGCUGGCCUCUCUGAUAUUCCUCAUCUCUCUUUUUCUCUCUCUCUCAAACAGAAAGUUCAGGACAAAGUCUGAAGCAUAGGUGAGCUGACUUCAUUUGCCAGAGGAAGCAGCAAGUCUUAGGCCAAUUUCCCUGCAAAUUUGGAUGAUGUUAAGGGCAGUCCCAGGCACUUUGUACUUGCUCCAAAGCCAUAGGAAUUUUCAUCUUCCAGAGCCUUUAUGAGUCACUUCUCUCCCCACAGUCUUGAGCCCUCAGUGGCCGUUCUACCCAGGUCCCAUUAUCCUCCAAAGACACCCACUCAGCACCCAGACAGACCACUUGGUCUGCAUGGACAGACACUACAGGGCCUAAGAUGCAGGCCCCCACAAGGCUGCUCUCCGUACCAGGAGGGUCUGGAAUGGAAAGAAUCUCAUGCUACUAGCCCGAGGCAGGCUUUGAUGCUGCCGUUAUGAUGGACAAGGUGGGGGCAGAAAGGGCUCCCCUUCUAGUGGUCAACGUGGCUGCGAAGGCCAGGGCCCGGCAUAUUUCCUUGGUAGAGGUGUCAAACCAGGACAAGCAGCAUCCGCGUGGCUCCCUGGUCUCAUUGGUACCAGCGUGACCUUUCACCCUGCGGCAUCACUGCACAGGCAGGACUACUGGGCAGGGUACUUCUGCUUUGUUAGUGUUGUUUGGGCUUGGGGGUCUGUCUUGUUUUUGGUGUUGAACCCUUGACUGGUAACUGACUUGCAUCUGAGUUAAAACCGGCAUGCGGCAGCAUCUCAGCUCUUUGUGCUGAGACAUUGAUGUCUCUGGGAGUGCCUGGCCAAUCUGGUGGGCUACAGACCUUCUUUCCUUGCAAAACCUCUCCUGAGGGCUUGGAAAGGAGCGGGCCCCUGAAAUUGAAGGGGUCACAUAUCAAGGAAGCUAGAGGCCUUGAUGCACCUUUUUCUUGAUUCCAGGGAGGCUGGCGCAGAGUAGGGGGACACCAGACCACCUGGCCAACUGGCCGCGUGUAAGGGCUCCCCUCCUCAAGCCAAAGUGGGGUGUAUUGCUGUUAAGACAAUUUUUAUCGUAUGUAAAUAAGUAAUUUUAGUUAGAGGAAGGGAAAUGGGGUGUGGGGUUUUCGCAGGUCUAAGGGAUUUGGGGGACAGGGGAUUUCCCCCCCCCUUUUGGUUUCUUUUUUCCUUUUUGAGGGAGAGCUAUUACUGACUCGAGAAACUGAAGAGUAGCGUGUCGUGUCAUGGUUUAAAGGGCCAUUGACGCGGGAUGGCCAGCCCUAAGCCGGUGGAGUCGAGGCCAGACUGGGAAAGGUGGUUCCUGGUCGAGGGAGGAGAGAGGAAGGAGGGGGAGAAGGUUGUCUUCUUCCUCCCAUGCCAAGGGGAAGGCAAGCAGGAGAGAGCAGCGCCUGGUGUGCGCUUCAGUUCAGCGGGCUCUGGCUGAGCGCCCCUUCGAGGCUCCAUGUGUGGGUGCCCUCCGAGGGCUCUGCUGAGCUGGGCACCCCUAGAUGAGCCCCGUCACCUCCCACAGGCUCCACUGCUCUCCCAGCUCUCGGAUCUGAGCAAGACUAGGCGUGGGGUGUUCAGAAGAGCCACUGGCUCUCAGGUCUACACCAAGACUGAGGUCCCUUCUCCAGUGCCCAGCUCGGGCAUCCUCAACCUCCCCCUCAGCCUUUGAAUGCUUUGUCUCUGCGCAGCCCUCCCAGACCCCUCAGAGGCAGGUUCCUCAAAGCUGUGGGGUCCUCUGUUCCUGACUUGAUUUCCCUUUGGUCUCCAACCGGAGUCAGAAGAUAAAGUUGGGCAUCCACACCUUUCUAGGAGGUACCAGUCGGCAGCGUCCCUAGACGCAGAAUCCCAGAACCCAGAACGACUUUGCCGGCUGUGUAGUAGGUGGCACGUGCCGUGGACCCCCGAUAUUCACCUUCCUCUUGGAAGCCUUGAUGAGCUUCUCCCCUGCCAUGAGCCCCUUCAGGGCUGUCCAGUUCUGCAGGUUCCCCCUGUGACCUCUCUUAUACCUAGCGUCAGCCAGAACUCCCACAUGUUCCCUAGUUGCCCUCCCAUUGACCCAAACCAGCCGCUGCGAUCACUUUGUCCCGCCAUAAGGCUCUCGGGUUGCACAGAACCUAUGUAGACCACCAUCCGCCCCAUCCAUCUCAGUCAGAAUUGAGCCAGUUGUAUUUUUCCUUGAAGAAAAGGGAAAGUCGGGGGAGGGGCCUCAGCUCUGCAUUUCAGGGGCGCUAGCGGCCAUCUGUCCCCUAGAAAUCACUCAGCAUCUUUUCUGCCAGGGGCUGAGCCACUCUUAGUUUAGCUCAUCUUUUUUCCUAGAGACCCAGCAGAGGAGUUGGCGGGACACCUGCACGCCUCCCCUCAAAAAAUGGAGCUGCCAAAAGCAGCCCCAAGAUAUGCACAAGGGGCUUGAGAAGCCCCCUUGCCUCCAGCAGGAGAGCAAGGCCCUCUUAGGAGCAUGGGGUGGGGAUGCUCAGCUGGGCAGGAGACCAAGAUCGGGGUGACUGCCUGCUCCCCUCCUCUAGCCCAAUUUGGCCCCUUCCUGCACAGAACCAGUAGCAGAACUGCAGACUUUUCCCUCCCCCACACACCCCCAGAUAAUAGGAGGAAAGGGACUUUGGGGGGGUGGGGAAGGGGUAGUGGUGUUUUCCAAGCUGAAGUACCAGUUUGCACUGUUUUAAGAUAGUUAAGAAAUAGUGGACAAAGUCAAACAGCCGACGUCAAUGUAUGGUAUUUCUUUUGUCCUGCUCUUGAAACUGACCAUUCGUAGUAGACACCAGUGAAACUUGAUUCUCUGUUGCAGAAAACACACAAUACUUUUCUUCCUUUUUUAUUUUUUUAGUUUUGGAAAUGUUCCUGUCCCCCCCAAAAAAAGCCUCUGCCCUCUCUUUCCCCUUUCCCUCUGGACUUCCUUCAGACUUGCUUUCCUGACCCAAAAGGCAAAUAGCCAUCAAGGACGACCAUGAAAGCAGGAGGGCCCUGUCCAAGCAGGCUCCAUGAGAGCCUGACCAGCCUGUGUCCCCCACUCCCACCCAGCGUGGUGAGUGCGAUCACACACGGCUGGCAUUUAUCUUUGCAAAGAGGCCCAAGGCUCAGACUCCGGCAAGUUCUCCGGUUGGGUCCAACAAGCCCAGCGAGAGAAGGGGACUCUCAAGUUUUGCAGUUGGCUGUUGUAGUUCAGUUCUUCACCAUGUUACAGGAACUGUAGCCAGUUACAUAUUACUCAGGAAAUCGGUCGAUCAAUUCAGCCAUGGUAGUGCUGGUUGCCAGGGAUUGGUAACCGAGAACCGUCACCAGCCACAACUGAACCUUGCCUUUCCCGAGACGGCUUGGCAAGGGGCGCAGGCCUCUCCCCCACCCCAGUGGUUCUAGGUGCCGUGUGUGGUGAGGGUGCAGCCCACAUGGGCAAAUGAAAAGGGAACCUACCUGGUUUCUCUCCCCCACUCCCCACCCUUCCUCUGCCCCGCCUGGAUACCAACAGCAGAUUCCCGGGGGAGGGGGGAGGGCAUGAACUUUUGGAUUUUUCUUUCUGGUUUUUUUUUUUUUAGUUUUGGCUUUUUCCGGGGACUUGAUAAGUGCUUUAAGCAAUGUCUGUACCCCCGUGUAGAUUCCCAUAUUUAGUCACUUCCUGGUAUUUUUCUGUUCACCAGUAUUUGCGUGUGCGUGUGUGUGUGCCUGUGGUGACAGCUCAUCCCAGCUGGAUUAUAUAUCGAUUAAUUGAUUCUCUUUAUUUUUUUCCCCCAUAAGGGAUAAUGAACUGUUUUUUGGGUUGCUGUUGUUGUUAUUGUUGUUGAUGAUGAUGAUUUUUUAUUUUUCUUGUGUUUGAAUUCUGCUUGUGAAUAGCUGGAGCGAACCUGGGGCUGACCCAUGUAAGCUAUAGGGCUGUAGGGUGAAAAGAGCCGGAGGUGGAGGCACUGGGUAGGGGGCGGGAGGGGCGUCUCCUGGUCCACGACAGACCCCCACCGCAGUCUCUGAGCGCUUCAGUCCAAAUCUCUGCAAGGCUGAAAUGCCACCAAACCUCCCCUCCUCCUCUUCCUUCUCUUCCUCCUCAUGCCCUGUGGCAGGGACCCCACCUUCCCUCCAUGCACCUACAACUUCUCCUGCCCCCCUCCCCAAUUGCCAUGGCAACCCAGGUAUCUUUGGGGGCACAGGGCAUCACUUGGGAUGCUUGUAUAAUUGACCACCUCGCCUUUCCUUCUCCUCUUCUCCCCUUCCCUGGCCCCCAUCACUUCCUAGGACAGUGCCCAGGGUCCUGUUUCCCUGCGAAUCCAGAGAAGCGCCCCCACCCGGGCUUUGUGACAGUCUCUGACCCCCCUUCUCGUUAAGAAUCAUACGUAUAGUAGCUUUCAGACCAUACAGUAUUCAUUGGCUUAUUCCUAUUAUUAUCAAGUAGCUGGAAUUGUGAAGGUCGGAGUAGUUAGAUCUUUAGCUUUUAUUCCUUAUUUUUUUUUGUAUUACUAUCCAUGUGUAUAAAUUAUUGAUCAUGUUGCUGGCUUUUAUAAACUCUAAGUAAAGGAGGAGCGUCUGCCUCCACCUUUGCAAAUGGUAAUGAAGCACUGUUUUUAAAUAAAAGAGAGAAACACCA